AUGCAGCUGCUGGCGACGCUAGCGAUCCUAGCGGCAGCGACGUUUGCGACGCCACAACAUUGGUCCAACAGUCGUGUGAAAGGAGGAUUCUUCAGUGCUGGGUUUGCAGAUCUGUACAGGAGAGAUGAUUUCAACUUUGACAAACUAAACAAAGCUCAGAAAGACAAUCUUCAAAGUAACAACGUAAAUCCAAUUGAUAAAAACUUUGGUCAAAAUCAAAAGGGAAUCGCUGAUGAAUCAGAGACAAUAAAAAAUCCAGAACUAAAUGCAACAAAAGAGUACACUGUAACUGUACAAGCAAACAAUAAUGAAAGCAACACUCUACAAUUGGAGCCAGCGGACAAAAUGGGAAGUUCAAACGGAAAUGCAACAAGGAUAGGAAUACAUAGCAUUGAGAGUUCAGAUCAAUUUAUAGAUCUUCAUAACUCUGAUAUACCCAUUGAACUAGAUUAUGAAGAAUACCCAGAUCUCCCAACAUAUGAUGGACAAGGGCAAGAUACUCAGGAUACACAAGUUCAUCAGCAGUUUGAUUAUCAAGACACAAAUUGGCAACAGGAAUCAGAGGACGAUGGCUCAUGGCAACAAGUGACAGAACAUGAAACACGAUGGGACCAGGUAACUGAAAAAGAAGUGAUUUGGAACAAUGAUGGUGCAGAGGAAGAAACUAAGCAUCAAGUUACUGCAGAUGAUGAAACUAAGCAUCAAGUUACCGAAGAAGACGAAAGUAAACAUCAAGUUACCGAAGAAGACGAAACUAAGGAUGAAGAAACUGAUGAUGGAGCUUGGAAUGAAGAUGAAGCUGAAGAAGAUGAAACUUGGAAUGAAAAAGACGAAGAGGAAGCACCUGAGGAUGAAGACUAUGAAGAAGGUGAUUCUGAAAAUGAAGAGGAUUGGCUAGAUGAAACAAGUGAUGACCAUCACCCAUCGGAGGGACCGAAAACAGAAAUGAAACCUAACCAUGGAACUCCUGAUGAGAAAACAAAAUAUCUACACCCAACUGUACCAGUUCCUACAACUGGAGACGUACACUUAAAGAAUCCUGAGUGUAAUUGUGAAACAGUUCAAACAACUCUAGUCGUACAUGGCCACGAAUCAUCAGGAUCCAGAGGGAUAAAACAUUUUACAACUAUUAGACCACCCUAUGAAUUUGGGGAUAAUCAUUUCUAUCCUAAUCCCACAAGAAAACAUACAAUUCCAGGAAAUAGAGGAUCAAAGCAUUUUUCUACAGUCAGACCAAACUACGAUUUUGGAGGUAGCCAGUUUCCCCAAAACCCAUUUGUAAAGUCACCUCCCACUCAAGUUCCUGUGAAACCAACCAAGCAUUACUGGCCGGAUGUAACAAUUAUUACACCUCGACCAGGAAUACCUACAACAAAUCAUCACAUUCCGGCUUAUCCUCCACAGCACCCGUUUCCUCAAGUACCACCAACUCAACACCCUUCACAUCCUACAAAUUUCCCUGAUAUCCACCAUGGACCAGUCAAUCCAACAAAGCGUCCAUAUUCUCCUCAUGUGCCAUCUCAAAAUAUUCCAGGAUAUCCAACCGGACACCCAAAUCCUCAGUGGCCACCUCAUAAUAUCCCAGUACACCCAAAUCCUGAUGUACCAACACAUAACAUUCCAGUACACCCAAAUCCCAAUGUGCCAACACACCAUACACCAGGACAUCCAACCACACAACCAAACCCUCAGUGGCCACCUCAUAAUAUCCCAGUACAUCCAAAUCCUAACGUACCAACACAUAAUAUUCCAGUACACCCAAAUCCUGAUGUACCAACACAUGAUAUUCCAGUAAACCCAAAUCCAAAUGUGCCAACACAUAAUAUUCCAGCACACCCAAAUCCAAAUGUGCCAACACACCAUACACCAGGACAUCCAAAUCCUCAGUGGCCACCUCAUAAUAUCCCAGUACACCCAAAUCCUGAUGUACCAACACAUAAUAUUCCAGUACACCCAAAUCCAAAUGUGCCAACACACCAUACACCAGGACAUCCAACCGGACAUCCAAAUCCUCAGUGGCCACCUCACAAUAUCCCAGUACACCCAAAUCCUGAUGUACCAACACAUAAUAUUCCAGUACACCCAAAUCCAAAUGUGCCAACACACCAUACACCAGGACAUCCAAAUCCUCAGUGGCCAUCUCAUAAUAUCCCAGUACACCCAAAUCCUGAUGUACCAACACAUAAUAUUCCAGUACACCCAAAUCCAAAUGUGCCAACACACCAUACACCAGGACAUCCAACUCCUCAGUGGCCACCUCAUAAUAUCCCAGUACACCCAAAUCCUGAUGUACCAACACAUAAUAUUCCAGUACACCCAUAUCCAAAUGUGCCAACACACCAUACACCAGGACAUCCAAAUCCUCAGUGGCCACCUCAUAAUAUCCCAGUACACCCAAAUCCUGAUGUACCAACACAUAAUAUCCCAGUACACCCAAAGCCUCAUGUACCAACACACAAUAUUCCAGAGCACCCCGCCAAAAACCCAAAACCUGAAUACCCUACAACACAUGUUCCUGAGCAUUCUACAGAACCUGAAAUCACCACUAUAUAUUAUCCUGACCAUUCUUCUGACACCCCUCAUCAUGAUGUGCCAUCAUCCCAUCACAAACCUGACCACCCUACAACACAUGAAGUUCAUACUCCUCCUACAAAAUACCCCAAGCCUGUAAACCCAACCACUCAUCAGAUACCAAUACGCCCUAGUAAACACCCUCAACCUGAAUAUCCAGCCACACAUCAGAUACCAAUACAUCCUACUAAGCACCCUGAAUAUGAACACCCAACCACUCAUGAAGUUCACAUUACUCCUACAAAACACCCUAAACCUGAAUUCCCAACCACUCACCAAAUACCAAUACAUCCAGAGCCUGAAUUCCCUUCUACCCAUCAGAUACCUAUACACCCUAGUAAACAUCCUCAUCCUGAAUUUCCAACCACACAUCAGGUACCAAUACAUCCUACCAAAUACCAGAACCUGAACAACCAACCACACAUGAAGUUACUAUUCCUCCUACAAAACACCCCAAACCUGAAUAUCCAACUACUCAUCAAAUACCUACAUUUCCCUCUAAACACCCAACCACUCAUAAAGUACCCAUGCAUCCUACCAAACACCCUGAGCCAGAAUAUCCACCCACCCAUGAAGUACCCACACAUCCUACUAGGCACCCUGAACCUGAAUACCCAACUACUCAUGAAGUACCCACAUAUCCCACCAAACACCCAACCACACAUGAAGUACCCACACAUCCUACUAGGCACCCUGAACCUGAAUACCCAACUACUCAUGAAGUACCCACACAUCCCACCAAACGCCCAACCACCCAUGAAGUGCCCACACAUCCUACUAGGCACCCUGAACCUGAAUACCCAACUACUCACGAGGUACCCACACAUCCACCAAACGCCCAACCACCCAUGAAGUACCCACAC
Molecule: messenger RNA, 3434 nt
Organism: Macrosteles quadrilineatus (aster leafhopper)
Lineage: Eukaryota; Metazoa; Arthropoda; Insecta; Hemiptera; Cicadellidae
Product: adhesive plaque matrix protein-like
Exons: 6
Coding region: 1-3423 (1140 amino acids)
Source: RefSeq, a predicted model, not a curated record